GUGGUACUCGCUGAAAUCACGCGGGGAUGGAGAAGGCCCGUGCUUGUUGUUGUUGUUGUCGGCAAAAUGGCGUCUGGCAGUGAGGCCCCAGAAUCUUGGUACCUCGCCUUGCUUGGAUUCGCAGAGCAUUUCCGUACUUCAAGUCCUCCUAAGAUUCGUCUUUGCGUCCAUUGUCUUCAGGCCGUUUUUCAGUUCAAGCCCCCGCAAAGGGUUGAAGCGCGAACUCACCUUCAGCUCGGCUCGGUGCUUUAUCAUCACACCAAGAACAGCGAACUCGCCAGGACCCACCUGGAGAAAGCGUGGUUCAUUUCACAACAAGUCCCUCAGUUUGAAGAUGUUAAAUUUGAAGCUGCAAGUCUGCUUUCAGAACUCUAUUGCCAACAGAAUUUGGUGGAUUCUGCGAAGCCCUUACUGCGCAAGGCCAUCCAGAUCUCACAGCAGACUCCCUACUGGCACUGCCGGCUGCUCUUUCAGCUUGCGCAACUGCACACCUUGGAAAAGGACCUGGUGUCGGCAUGUGACCUUCUGGGAGUGGGUGCUGAGUAUGCAAGGGUCGUGGGCUCUGAAUACACCAGAGCCCUGUUUCUAUUGAGUAAAGGAAUGCUGCUGUUAAUGGAGCGAAAGCUCCAGGAGGUGCAUCCCCUGCUGACUCUCUGUGGGCAGAUCGUGGAGAACUGGCAGGGAAACCCCAUUCAGAAAGAGUCUCUGAGGGUCUUCUUCCUGGUGCUGCAGGUCACACACUACCUGGAUGCAGGGCAGGUGAAGAGCGUGAAGCCCUGCCUGAAGCAGCUGCAGCAGUGCAUCCAGACCAUCUCCACACUCCACGAUGACGAGAUCCUGCCCAGCAACCCCGCCGACCUGUUCCACUGGCUGCCCAAGGAGCACAUGUGUGUGCUGGUGUACCUGGUGACAGUAAUGCACUCCAUGCAGGCGGGCUACUUGGAGAAGGCACAGAAGUACACAGAUAAAGCACUCAUGCAGUUAGAAAAACUAAAAAUGCUGGACUGCAGCCCCAUUCUGUCCUCCUUCCAAGUCAUACUACUGGAGCACAUCAUCAUGUGUCGGCUAGUCACUGGCCACAAGGCAACAGCAUUACAAGAGAUCUCCCAGGUUUGUCAGCUGUGCCAGCAGUCCCCCAGGUUAUUCUCCAAUCACGCUGCUCAGCUUCACACUUUACUAGGUCUGUACUGCAUCUCUGUGAACUGCAUGGACAAUGCAGAGGCGCAGUUCACUACAGCACUGCGGAUGACCACACACCAGGAGCUUUGGACCUUCAUCGUGACCAACCUGGCCAGCGUUUAUAUCAGGGAGGGGAACAGACACCAGGAGCUGUACAGCCUGUUGGAGAGGAUAAAUCCAGAUCAUAACUUCCCUGUAAGCUCCCACUGUCUGCGGGCGGCAGCCUUCUACAUCCGGGGACUCCUGUCUUUCUUCCAAGGGCGUUACAAUGAGGCUAAGCGUUUCUUGCGAGAGACUCUGAAGAUGUCCAAUGCUGAGGAUCUGAAUCGACUAACGGCCUGUUCCCUGGUUUUGCUUGGCCAUAUCUUCUACGUGCUGGGAAACCAUCGGGAGAGCAACAACAUGGUGGUCCCAGCCAUGCAGCUGGCCAGCAAGAUCCCCGACAUGUCUGUCCAGCUGUGGUCCUCUGCUCUGCUGAAGGAUUUGAACAAGGCCUGCGGGAACACGAUGGACGCGCACGAGGCGGCGCAGAUGCACCAGAACUUCUCCCAGCAGCUCCUCCAGGACCACAUCGCCGCCUGCAGCCUACCGGAGCACAACCUCAUCAGCUGGACUGAUGGCCCUCCCCCAGUGCAGUUCCAGGCCCAGAAUGGCCCCACCACCAGUCUGGCCAGCCUACUGUGAGCCCAGCAGACCCCACCAGCCUGCUAUGAGCCCAGCAGACCCCACCAGCCUGGCCAGCCUGCUAUGAGCCCAGCAGACCCCACCAGCCUGCUAUGAGCCCAGCAGACCCCACCAGCCUGGCCAGCCUGCUAUGAGCCCAGCAGACCCCACCAGCCUGGCCAGCCUGCUAUGAGCUCAGCAGACCCCACCAGCCUGGCCGGCCUGCUAUGAGCCCAGCAGACCCCACCAGCCUGGCCAGCCUGCUAUGAGCCCAGCAGACCCCACCAGCCUGGCCAGCCUGCUAUGAGCCCAGCAGACCCCACCAGCCUGCUAUGAGCCCAGCAGACCCCACCAGCCUGCUAUGAGCCCAGCAGACCCCACCAGCCUGGCCAGCCUGCUAUGAGCCCAGCAGACCCCACCAGCCUGCUAUGAGCCCAGCAGACCCCACCAGCCUGCUAUGAGCCCAGCAGACCCCACCAGCCAGGCCGGCCUACUGCGAGCUCAGCCUGGGACACACACAGAAGGGCUCUACACCGCCUCUGGCCUCAGUUUUAUAUGGAAUACUUUCAAUAUUAACUUAUGUUUCUUCUCAUGGUGUGAAAAUAAAGGGGGUGGGGUUGUGGGAAUUUCUAGUUAAUUUUUUUUUAACCUGGUAUGCAAAGCGUCUUUUUAUCCGGGAUACAGUCUCAGUGAACACUGAAGGGAAAAGAGAGCCGGACAAGGGAGGAGGUGUGGACCGACCGACUGGCCGACAGACGGAAAGUGGUGGAGACGGAGAGUUUGACUCGCCCCACCCCUGCAGGCAAGGACAGCGUGCGGCACGGCCCAGACUCCACCGUGUGGAGGCGGCGGCGGGGCAUGGCUUCCCGGCGUAUGAGGACAAAAGCAUCCCGUGAAGGAGAAAAGGAGGCUUGCCACUGAGGAGGUUUCCAGCUCUACCUCAGGUUCCCCAGGAGGGUUUAGAAGUAUCUGCUAAAGCCACGAAACGGAAAAGGACCAGGACCUGGGAAUGCCGUCUGAUGACUCUCAUGACACGUGCUGAACUGUGCAUUGAUCUCCAGUUUUCUGGGACAGGAGGAGGAAAGUAUAAAAAUAUGAGUUUUUAAUAUCACUGAAACCAAUUGAGUUUCACACUAUAACAAACCAAUUUUUACCUAAUUUUGUAUGCAGAUACAGCAGAUACAGUGGCGGUGUAUAUUUCAACCUGACCAUGCUAAUGUAGGGGCUGGUUUACUAAUAGUAGUGGGGGGAGGGGGGGGGGAUUAUUGAAAACAUAUCUGUUAUAUAAUUAAUUUAUUUACUUUUUGAACAGUGGAAAACUCUUUUAUAGUGUGUUAUAUACCUUGUGUGACUGCAAAUAUGUUUGCAGGUGCAUGAAAAUAAUUUGUCAUUUCUUAAAGGUUAUUGCUUCUUUAACUUCACAGCAUUGCAAAAACUACUAGUUAAUUAAAUUCCUAUCACAACUUGUUCAAGGUUGAGAAAUAACUGGCUUGGGUGUCAUGGCAUGGAGUGUAUUAUAUGCGACAUUAGGGAUCACACUUGUCUAUCUGAGCGAUUGUAAAACAUUUAAGUUUGCAACAACAAAAAAAUAUGACAGUGAUCAUAUAUGAGCCCCGAAAUGUAUGGUUUUCUACAUAAAUAGGGAGCAAUAAGUCAAAGCAAACUUCAGUCAACAUAAGUGCAGUCCCUUAAUCUGCCAACAGAUGUCCCUGUUGAGCAGGAUUGGAAGAAAUUGCUUGACAGUUUUUUUUGUAAUUAUUUAACGCUCAGCAAGAUUGUUUUUAAAAAUAUUGGUAGGAUUAUUUUCCUGUCACAUACGUAAUAAACUUUUUCAGAAUAUAGACCUCUCCCUUUUCCUCCUAUUCUUCUCUGAAAUAGUUUUUUUUGGUAAUGUGUGUAACAAUGCAGGUUUAUUAUGGCUGAACAGAUCUUGGAGAUUUAUACAGCUGCGUUUCUGGGCAUUUACACAUUUGGCCGCCUUCAUCGUUUAAAAAAAAAAAAUCAUUUAUUAGAUUUUGUAAAGUUUUUACAAUUGUAUACCACAUUUAAUAUUAUAUUAAUCAUUUUGUUUCCAAACUUAAUGUUUAGUUUAUAUAAAUUCUUGCAAAGUUUGUCAUUGUGUACAAGCUUAGUUUUUUUAAAUCAUUUCAUCACUUCUGACAAGCCUUUGUUGGACUAACAUUUGUUAUGGUGAACAAACGCGUUUUUAAGUGUUGUCAGGUGUACAGUGUAUUUUUAAUUGUCCCAUUGUAAAUGGCAAAUAUUGCAAUGGCAGCAAUUCAAUUCCUUUGUCUGCAUUCUUAUAAAGGCACACCAAAACCUGGUUUACCCACAUUCAAAUGUCUGUGUUUUUGAAUACUGGUAUUUUUCCCAAAAUAUUGGAAUUUUAAAAUAAACUGUAAAAACUGUCUGUA
Messenger RNA from Anguilla rostrata (American eel), 4256 nucleotides. RefSeq names its product MAU2 chromatid cohesion factor homolog. Lineage: Eukaryota; Metazoa; Chordata; Actinopteri; Anguilliformes; Anguillidae. Gene Ontology annotation, molecular function: double-stranded DNA binding; protein binding. Gene Ontology annotation, biological process: maintenance of mitotic sister chromatid cohesion; mitotic sister chromatid cohesion. The record is from RefSeq and is a predicted model, not a curated record. The coding region runs from base 67 to 1863 and encodes 598 amino acids. Gene Ontology annotation, cellular component: chromatin; SMC loading complex. The transcript is spliced from 19 exons.